AUGAGCUCGACAAUUUAUGACUCGGCUGACUUUCACGGCAAGUUUACAGCCGCAAACGUGACGUCUGAUAGUACUCAGUACGAUCAUGCAUACAUACUCUUGCUUCAGGUCAAGCUAAGCGAGGCCGGCUCAGAGAGCGGCAUUCCUGGUAAUUCCAUCUCGCUCAUAGUACGUCUUGUUUCACUGGUCAGCACUCAAGGACAAGGUAUCAAUCUGACAGCGCAGUGUGCCAUCUUCUGUGGCUUGAAACGGCCGGAUCUCAUCAGCGCCUAUUUCCAUGAACUGACACAGGGCGAGACGGACGAGUCCAAGCUCAAAAUCUACUUUCACAUGAGAGAAUCGAUGAAUGUCGUCUGGCCAUUUGUUGGGCUGCCCAAUGUCAUCAGCGCUUGUUACGGCCUUUUCGAUGAAUUGCGCAAGCUAGGGUUGGAACCGCCCGCUGAGGUGAAAAGACCUGGUCUGGGAGAAAUGGACUGGGUCAAGAUCGGUGACCAAAACCGCCGGGCGAUCUAUAAAGGUUCGAACAACAUCGAUGGAAUUGCUAUGCUAGAGAAGUACUUUCCUACUCUCAGCGGAGCAGUUGUACAGGGAUACCUUCAGUACGGUGCCGGGGAGCCUGAUUCCCUGCCUCAGACAGAACUAUUGGUAGCUGCUGCGAUCACAGCGUCAGGGGUGCGCCGGCAGUCGCGAACUCAUUGCCAGUCGGCGCUUGGACUUGGAUGCACCGUGGAGAAGGUUCAGGCUGUUGUCGAUGUUGCAGCUGCACUGGCAAACUGGAACAAGACGCCGCUUGGCUCUGAUUUUGAUAUCAACGCAUUGUCAGCUGAGACUGCGGCAAACGUGGAAAAAAGAAAGACUUAG
Molecule: messenger RNA, 861 nt
Organism: Clonostachys rhizophaga
Lineage: Eukaryota; Fungi; Ascomycota; Sordariomycetes; Hypocreales; Bionectriaceae
Source: the annotation of a GenBank genome assembly